GAUAAAAAAAGAAGACCUAAAGAUAAUGGAAGAGAACAUUGUGAAACUAGUCCAACGUGCUACGGUCACUGAAGAGAUACCAAUUGAGCAUACAAAAGAAAAGCAGAAAAAAGAAGAAAACAGGAAAAGCAAUUCUAUACAUAGAUCAGUAAAUACAGACCACUCUAAUAAAAAUUGCAUUGCAAAAAAACUAAGUAUCAUUAGGAAAAAACCGUCUGAUUUGAGCCCAAAAAAACCAAAUAAAAAUAUUAUUAUGGGUCUACAAAUAGAAAAACCUGUAAAGCCUUAUAAGAAAAUAGGACGGUCAUAUGCGGUCAAUUUGUGUUUGUGUGGUUCACAGAAAGACAAAAAAAGUUUGAAACAGAAUACACUAGACAUUGAAAAUAGAAAAAACUUAAAAAUAGUUCUACCUAAAGAUACGCUCAGUACAAAACGGACUAAACCAAUAGCUUCCCAUGAGCCACCAGUUGAUAUAAAUAUAGGAAAAAAGAUUAAGGCCCAUCCUCUUUGUCAAAGUAACGCCGUAUGUUUUCAUAAACCACCGUCCAACACUUCUAUAGACAAACUACUUGAAACUUUGGCUAGAUGGAAAUGUGACUUAUCUAAUAUUGAUAGUAAAUGUAACCGUGGAACAAAAAGGAUGGUUAAUGUAAAUCCUAAUAUUGACACUAUAGAAGAUGAAAAUAAAGACUUAAAGCCUGACGUGAAAAAAGAAAAAGAAACAGAAAAGAAAUUAACUAAAAAUGUUUCUACCAAAUGUUCCAAAAAGGAAACAGAUGUUCAAUUCCAGACAAAAAAUAUAUCUGCUAAUGUUUCAAGAGACAUUGAAUUUCAAAGCAGCAUGCCCGUAAACACAGAAUCUGAAUACAUGGGUGCUGUAAAUCUAGAUAAAAGUAAUGAACUCGUAUGUAGGUGUUUUGAUGGCGUCGGAAGUAACCAAGAACAAAGUAAGGAUCAACAGUCUACAAUUUUAAAGUGCAUCGAUUCUAGGAAAUGUUGUUGUCGAAAAUCUGACCUGAAAAAUACACAAAAUUUUGAUAUUACACCUACUGUAUUAGAACAAAACAAAAGUGAAAUAACACCUGAAGUGAAAAAAAAUUCAGAAGUUGAAAUUCCAAAGGAAAGCAAAUUAGAGUCGGACAUCAAUCAUAUUGUAAAAACGUCCUCAUUAUUUCCAAGUGACUGUGAAUACUGUAUUAAAUUUUUAGGUGUAACGUUGACAAAUGCAACUCCUAAUAAAGUUGUAGCCGAAAAAGAUAUUUGUCCAAACAAAGAUCAUUCAUUACCUCAAAAAAAAUGUCCCAAACGACGGAACAACCAACCCGAAGUAUGGUUCAAUAAUUUAGAUAUGAACACUAAUAAGAGUACACCCCCUGCUAUACAACCUACAUGUUCCAGUAGUGUCAAAGAUGAUGAAUUUAAGAACUUAUCAGGAGAUGUUGGUACAAAACAGCAUGGUGAUUAUUGCAAGAACAAAGACAAAUCUCUCGAUACGCAAAGUUUAAAAGACACCACUGAGAAAGAUAGUUGUGUAUGUUGCAAUGUAGCUAAAAUAGACGAAUCAAAAGAAUUAGAACUUAAUGCUUUCCAUUUGUUAGAAACACAUUUACGAGAAAAGUUAGAAGAAUUUAAAUUAUCUAAUUGUAAAUCUUGUUGCAUUCCACCUAAGGAGGAAGAAAAACUAUUUUCGGCAAUAUUACAAAGAGUCAAGCAAAUAAUUACUGAUAGUACUAGUGUCAUAGCUUGCAAAUGUGCUCCUAAAAUUCCAGCUGAGGGAAGCUGGCAUAGAGCUUACAUGUUAUUGCAAGAAUACUUAAAAAUUAAGAUCAAAAGAGUUCAGUGCUUAUGCCUGUCAACAGAAGAUGACAAACAGGCUGUGUUACCUAAUGUGAUGGAAAAAGUAUGUACGUUAAUAGAUAACGACUUUCAAAGAUUGAAAGCGAUAUGCAAGUGUAGAAUUAAAACAGAUGGUUUAGAUCAAAGUCCUAAUACUGAGUGUCCAGAAAAAGAGAACUGUCGGACUCUUGAAGAUCAAAUCGAUACAGCAGCUGACUUACAAAACACUGAAAAAAUUAAUAAAGAAGUAUCUAAUAGAUCACUAAUUUUAACUCAAAAUAUAUCUUCGCAAUCACCUAAGAUAGAAAUGGAAACUAAAUCAUGUGAUAUUAUAGAAAUGUUCAAUGAAAACAAUGGACCCCAUAAAACAAACACAUGUUGUGGAGUGACGAAGUUCAAUAACUGCUUUUGCGUAGAAUCUUCAAGAGUAGGUAAAUCGUACGUUGAAUUUGGAACCCAAGAAGUUUUGGUGAAUCAGUGUAUUAAUGUUCUACAAGAAGUCAAAGAAGUUUCUCUCCCAACUGAUUUGAAAACAGUCCAAUAUUCAGAUCAAGAAAAACGACUUGUUAUUAGUAAUAAUGAGCUACAUUCGGUACUUUCUCCUGAACUCGAUAAGAAACCAGACGUUCGGAAAUCUACUCCUUAUAUCGGUUAUACUGUAGAUUGUUCUUGUAACGGUGUAUUAGGAACCUGUACUUGUACGAAGUCUAUUAUUUCUGGAAAAAAUGAUAACAUUAACAGUAUUUGGAACACCUUAACAAGCAAUAAACUGCGUUAUAGUGAUAUUUCUUACAUAAUGGACGCUGUGCCAAAUAAAGGUUUAAACGAAGUUAAUGACCUCAAAAAUACGCAUCAUCCAAUUAUACCACAGCCGAUAACUAAGUUAACGUGUGAUACAAAAGUAAGUGCCCAAGAUUGCGAAGGAGUGAUUUUAAAAGAUUCAAAAAUGAAAUUGAAUAAAACUUUUCUCUCAACUACUACUUCAGGUACAGAUGUCAGUUUUGGCCAAGAUUUAAACUCUGAGGAACCCAUAGAUUGGUGCGACUGUAGUAGCAGUAUGAAACCAAAAACGCAAAAAAUAAAUAAUAUUAGUGAUAAUACAGGGGUCGAUUCUUUAUAUUAUCCCCUUCGUAAUGUAAUGAAUCAAGAUAAAAAUGAGAGUCUCGUGAAAUCUGAUCCAGUUGGAUCUUUGUCAUCGAAUUGUGAUUGCAAUAUGGUGCCUAUGUGUCAUGUAAAAAUGCUGGUAGAAAAUAUUGAGAAUAAGUUGAUGCAUUCCAAGUGCACGUGCGAUUCAUUGUGUUCAAAAAUUUGUCCCGUGCACUCUAAGAAACUUUAGAACUAUAUUAAUUUGUAGUAAAUUGUGUAAAGUAGAACGCUUCAAUAUUUUGUAUUUUAGAACUAAAAUCAGUGGUGAUAGAAGAAACCUAAUUUACAUAAUGUUUCAAAUUAUU
This is a messenger RNA of Ostrinia furnacalis (Asian corn borer), 3287 nucleotides long. RefSeq lists its product as uncharacterized. The record is from RefSeq and is a predicted model, not a curated record. The transcript has 2 exons. Lineage: Eukaryota; Metazoa; Arthropoda; Insecta; Lepidoptera; Crambidae. The coding region runs from base 26 to 3172 and encodes 1048 amino acids.